ACUCGGACUCUUUCAGGAGCCGGACCGCUUCCGGUCCUGUGGCAGGUCAAAAUGCUGUCUGUGAGGUUGCUGCAGCGGCUGGAGUCCGUUUUAUCUCAGCAUGGAAACACAAGUUUAAGAAGUUUCACUUCACAUGUUGUCCAGCGGAGAGAGGACAUGAUCGUUAACAUGGAGAAUCCGUACAAAGAGCCGCAGAAAGGAUGUGUCCUCUGCAACGUCCAGGUGGAUUACAAAAACAUUCAGCUGCUGUCCCAGUUCAUCUCUCCACACACAGGCAGGAUCUAUGGCCGACACAUCACAGGCCUGUGUGGAAGGAAACAAAAGGAAGUCUCCAAAGCUAUAAAGAAAGCUCACUCCAUGGGUUUCAUGUCGGUGACCCACAAGCACCCACAGUUCAUGAGGGACCCCCACAUCUGUGGCAUCAAACCUCUGGAUUAGUGGAUCAGUGUGUUUUCUCCUGUGUUUAAUCUGUGAUCAUUUGUUAAUUAAAUCCUGUCAGUUCUGAACUCUUA
Toxotes jaculatrix (banded archerfish) is the source of this 512-nucleotide messenger RNA. It is a transcript of the gene mrps18c, whose product is annotated as mitochondrial ribosomal protein S18C. Gene Ontology annotation, cellular component: mitochondrial small ribosomal subunit; ribosome. Gene Ontology annotation, molecular function: structural constituent of ribosome; small ribosomal subunit rRNA binding. Gene Ontology annotation, biological process: mitochondrial translation. The transcript has 6 exons. Bases 52 to 438 code for a protein of 128 amino acids. Lineage: Eukaryota; Metazoa; Chordata; Actinopteri; Toxotidae. The record is from RefSeq and is a predicted model, not a curated record.